GGGGGGGGGGGGGAGGAGAGGAAGAGGCAAGAGGGAAACCUUCAUCUGAGGAUGACGCGGAGGAGGGGAUCGCAAACAGCGAUGAAUAGUAGGCCUACGCUGGAAAGGCGAAAAUGAUUACCGUAGAUUCCGAUGGACAUAUAUUCCGAUCUUUAAAAGCAUUGGAUACUCCUUUACGAGCUGCCGGAUUCAUAUUUUUGACUGAGAGACGCUGGAGCUAGAAGAGGGGACACCAUCUGGAGUGAUGGGCUGUCGUUUUUCUGGACCAUGGAUCGAAGGAGAACCGGGGGUGAGUGGGAGGCACGUGUCCCAGCUUAGCAAACAAGAUGCCCUGCGCAUUCUGGCAGCCUAUGAGCAGCCAAUCACAAUGCAGAUCAAGCCACGGAGGCAUUUUCGACAGAAUGGCAACACACAUGGCGAUGGCCGUUCCUGGGAGACCCUCCCUCUCAGCCUGCAGAACCUCAGCCUCCCCCUGCAGGCACCGAGACCCCCUGCCUCGGACCCCAGGGGGAGCCCUGCCUCCCAGGACAGGCGCCAUUGGAGACAUCUGGUGGUCCAACAGGACCGUUGUGAUGAGGGGAUGUAUGAGUACCUACCGACCGCCCCGCAGGACACCAUUGACAUGGGGCCUGUUGGCUACCAGGUGAUUCAGAAAAAUGAUAAAGACUUAACCAGUAGAGACCCAAACAACUCCAGCUGCUUGCUAGGCUGCUGCAACAACCCUGCAGAACCCAGCAGCUUCUACACCCAGCAGAUGGAAGACAGCAGCAUCAUGGCUGAGAAUCCCCAUGGCUACCUCCCCCUUCACCAUGAGCUGGACAGCGGCCUCGGCUGGACAGACGGCUCACUCCACCAGGGGGAUCUCUCCGGGCUGGAGACCGAGGAGGGAGGCCUGGACGAAUGCCACCAAUACAGCAGGGGCUAUGUCCAGGGCGGAUGUGCGGGACACGGCUUCGGCCGCGGCUCUCCGUCCUCAGAGUCCUACAUGUCCUCGGAGCUCAGUGACUCUGGCUUCUGCAGCGUGAGCACCGGGGAGUUCCGGCGCUUCCAGAGGCUGCUGGAGAAGCGGAUGCGGCUGUACAACGCCCGGCUCCACCACCCGGCAGAGCCCUCCGAGAAGAGGGAGCGACGCGACAGCUGUCCCAAGAGCCACCGCGAGCUGCUGGAGGCCAUUCCUGAAGCGCUGGCCAUGCAGCCCCUGCUCCCGAACCCCCGGGCGGGAGUAGGGCACAGCAGUGACCCAGCCAUGGGCUUCUCCCCCUGCGGUCUCUCCAGGGUAUCAUCUGUCCAAUUUCGCAAAGAAGACCAGCCCUGUUUGAACCGUCACAGUUCCAGCAGCGGGGCCCUCUUCAACCCAUCACACGGCCACACCUCCAUGGGGAUGCCCAUUCUUUCCACAUGCAGUACCCCUUCCAGCCACCACAGGCCGAUGGUGCUCGGGAAACAGCAUCAGGCCUCAAACUCAGUUGGGAUUCUGAGGAGAAGUCGUACCCUGCACUAUCGUCCGGCCCCCCACGAGUACCGCCGCCGGGCCAGCCAUCCGGCGUCCCCCUCCUACACCGCAGCAACGCUUGACAGCGGAGAGACCGUGGGACCCCAGGCCCCGGAGCAAAGGGAAACAUCUCCAAGUGUAUUAACGUUGAACCAUGCCAGUCAUGCUCUAUCUCCCCACCCCCAUCCCCAUCCGACCGCUGUGAGCCAUCCUCAGGGGACACACGGCCCCUUCUAUAGCACCCAUUUACCCCCCCAUGACUGGCCUCAGCCACGGGAAAGAAGCAUUAAAACUGAGCUAGUGGUCCCCAAAGAAGAAAGAAUCAGAAGAGCCAGACCACGAGAAGCCAGCCUGCAGAAUGACCCAGAGAAAGACAAGGAUCUGCAAGCAGACCGGGUCCAGGAUGAAGAGAGAAAACGGGAGUUUGUUGGAGACAGCAAGAGCGACCCACACUGUUUCCACACCCUGAGUCUGCCUCCCCAGCCAGGGGACAUCAAUGAAACAUGGCCGAAGCCAGCCAGUCGAUUGUCUCAGGGCGGUGGGUGUGGUGGAGGUCUCUACAGCACCCUUGAAUUGCACUCUAACCCGGGGCCUGGAUCCAUGCCGCAGUGGGCUGACAAUGAAAAGCCAAAUACAAUCUCUACAUCCAAUCCCCACGCACACUCAACCCACAUCACCAACACAAACCAAAACACUCGGCUCUCAAGAAACCAGUUACUAAGGAACAGGGCUUCACGGCUCGCUGAUGAGCGUGGCGGCAUGAGCACCGAUGAGGAGACCAAUACAGAAAUGCUCCAGGGUCGGUACUGGAGCCGCACAGAGAGGAGGGAACAUCUGCUUAUUGCCCGUGAGCAAAGGCAGCAGCAGCAGCGGGCGAGGGGCGCACCAAUGAGAGAGGGACAGUACAACAGGGGAGUCACUGUGGGGGAGGACCGGAGCACAGAGAACCAAGUAUGUGACGAAGACCAGUUCUUUGUGGAGGGGCGGUGCAACACUGUUCUUGAACUCAGCCAGAGGAAGUUGAAUCAUCUUCGGAACAGGAAACUGUACGACGAUUGGACCACUGUAGAGGAGCUGUUGUCUCAUGGAAUCAGAAUGGACAGCAGGGAAAGCAAAGUCUGUCCCAGCAACCUGCUGACCGUCACUACCGUCUAACCGCUCAGUUUAGCCUAGCAUCUGUGGGUGUGGGUACCGGUGUGUGUGUGUGUGUGUUCAGGAUUUUGGUUAUGAUCUGUACAGCACCCUUAGUAGUGAGACACUAUCAGUGGCGGUUUUAGACACGGGCCACCCGGGCGGUGGCCCGGGGCGGCACUUUUUCAAGCCACGUGGGGGGCGGAACGACCAAGUAAAUAAAUAAAUAAUAAUCUGGGCUGCGAAGCGGUUUUCUAUUAUCUAUCAUAUCACUGUGGGGAAUUGGCGAAUUGGCGCCCCCUGUGGCUGCAGGCGCUCCUGCUCGUUGAGAAGGUGCCGUGCGCAGACGGAAUGAAAGCAGACGGAAUGAAACCCCCACUGAAGCCCGUAGGUUCACGACCCCCCCCCCCCCCCGCUUGAAGAUAGUCUUGCCCGGGGCGUAACUGGACGUAGAACCGCCACUGGACACUAUAGAUUAUAACAAAUCAAUAAGGGUCUACCCCUAUUUUUUAAUGAAAGUGUUGUAUGUUAGGGUAUUGUGCAACUUGAUGUCGUAUGGUUUAUUCUACAUAUAUUUCACACAUUUGAUGAAUAAAUAAAUAAAUCCAUAUAUUCUAUAAUUGGAUUCUCAAGAGCAAUGCCAAGUGGCCUAAUUGUAUGAGCUAUACGUCUUCGUUCACUAAUGAAGCUUUUGGUGCAUAUGGCGGGAAGAGAAAAGUAAAAGUGUGAUCAAAAUGAAAAGAUGCAGGUUUUACUGUCUACAAUCAAAAUAUUGCUUAAGUUGGUGUUGUAAAUAUUACAAGAUGUGCUGCUUCUUCUAAGUUGACUUUCUUUCUACCAUGAGCCAGGCCCUUUGACCCUACAAUCUGCAGCGUGUUUACAGAACCCCUACAUGACUGGACUUUACUGCCUUUCCUCAUGUUGGAUUAUCUCAGACGAUGGGCUUUUUUACAUUCUAAAAAGGCCUGCACAUUCAGAAAGCUGUUUGGGAUGUGCAAUACCUCAGUAGUUCAUAACUCCUUACACAAAGUAUUCACCCUUGAAGUCAGGUUCCAUCUUAUGGUGAUACGAAUCAGUUUACCCAAAUAAAACUCAUGAUGCCACUUAGAAAAAAAUAGUAAGAAAAACCACCUGUAGAUAUGGAAGCUUCUCAUAACUAUAGAUAUUUUUCAUAUCACCUUAUUUAAAAUAGUGUAACAUUUUUAUUGAAUCACCAAAAGGAGCCCCGUUGUGACUUUAGAUGGAAUGAUUAACUGUGUUGUUUUAUAUUUAGCAAUUUAAAUUUAGUAAGUUAUACUUUUAUAACUUUCUGAAAGCAGAAAAACAAUUAGCAAAAAAGGUAAGAAACUUUGUUUUAAAGUGUGAACUAUACAUAAUUUGUUAUUGACUUUACUGGUGUCAUUGUACCAAGUGCAUAUUUGAUUUGUUUUACUAUCCAGAAUGUUAGCAAAGAGAUUCAACAGUGUUUUGUUUUGGAUGCUCACUGAUUAAUGAGGUUAAUGGGUUUAUCGCCGUUAAAUACAAGCUAUAUGUAGAGCACACACACACACACACACACACAUAUAUAUAUACAUA
Messenger RNA from Gadus morhua (Atlantic cod), 4198 nucleotides. RefSeq lists its product as uncharacterized. The coding region runs from base 245 to 2647 and encodes 800 amino acids. The transcript has 6 exons. Lineage: Eukaryota; Metazoa; Chordata; Actinopteri; Gadiformes; Gadidae. The record is from RefSeq and is a predicted model, not a curated record.